Danaus chrysippus (African queen) is the source of this 855-nucleotide messenger RNA. NCBI's taxonomy places the organism in Eukaryota, Metazoa, Arthropoda, Insecta, Lepidoptera, Nymphalidae. The record is from the annotation of a GenBank genome assembly.
AUGAUUAGCGGCCGGGCAUUGCAUUUUGUUUUCAAAGUGGCCGACAGAACCCUCACGGCCAAGUUCUACAGGGAAAUUCUGGGGAUGAAGGUACUGCGUCACGAAGAAUUUAGUGAAGGUUGUGAGGCAGCUUGCAAUGGACCUUAUGCGAAUAGAUGGAGUAAAACAAUGAUCGGCUAUGGGCCAGAAGAUGACCAUUUUGUUGUGGAACUGACAUACAACUAUGGGAUUACGCAUUAUGAACAGGGCAAUGAUUUUUUGGGGCUAACAAUUCAAUCAAGUGAGAGUUUGAAACGGGCUGCUUCAGCCAACUGGCCAAUCAAAGAAAACAAUGGAUUGAAGUAUGUCGAAGCUCCCGGUGGCUACAAAUUCUACAUUAUUGAUAAACCACAGCCAAUUGAUAGAGAUCCAGUAGUGAAGGUCUCAUUGGCUAGCUCAGAUCUGGCAAAGUCAAUUGCUUACUGGAAUGGUUUGCUGACAUUAAAGAUUUUUGAGAAGACUGACAAGACCGUCACUCUUGGUUUUAGUGAGGACCAAGCUAAGUUGGAACUGGUUGAUAUUGGUGAACCAGUAAACCACGCAAAGGCAUACGGCCGAAUUGCGUUUUCUUGUCCUUUCGACGAGCAACCAAUUAUCAACCAGAAGGUUCAAGAAGUGAAAGGAAAAAUCCUGACUCCACUUAUAUCCCUUGACACUCCAGGAAAAGCUACUGUGAGAGUCAUCAUUUUGGCUGAUCCUGAUGAUCAUGAAAUCUGUUUUGUUGAUGAUGAAAGUUUCCGUCAACUCUCCCAAGUAGACCCAGCCAGUGACGCUGACCUCGAUAAGUUCAUCAAAUCAGACAAGUCGAGGAAAUAA